CCCUCCGCACCCGCCUCGCCGCGCUGCCGGCGCACUCGCAGCCGGCGGGGACCCAGAGGCGGAGGCGGGGCGGCCCAGGGUCCGAGUGCCGGAGCCGAGCCGGCCCCGGGGCCGAAGUUUGGCUGCGGCUCGGUGAGGACGAACGGGCGCCCCCAACGGCUUCCAGCCCCCUCUCGCACCCUAGUCCUGGACCCGCGGGCUCCGGGGGGACGGGAGCCGCGGCCGAGCCAACUCCGAGGCAGGAUCGCCGCGCCGGGAACUUGAGGCCCGAGAGGGAUGUAAAGGUCCAAAAUGACCCUGCUACCUGGAGACAACUCGGAUUACGACUACAGCGCCCUGAGCUGCACCUCGGAUGCCUCCUUCCACCCGGCCUUCUUCCCGCAAAGCCAGGCGCUCAAGGGCGUGUUCUACCGCCGGGCACAGAGGCUGCGCCCACAGGACACUCCGCGCCCUGGCACCCCUGGCCCUGGGGACCGCCGGCGGCAGAUCAUCAUCAACGUGGGCGGCAUCAAGUACUCGCUGCCCUGGACCACGCUAGACGAGUUCCCCAUGACGCGGCUGGGCCAGCUCAAGGCCUGCACCAACUUCGACGACAUCCUCAACGUGUGUGAUGACUACGAUGUGAGCUGCAACGAGUUCUUCUUCGACCGCAACCCCGGGGCCUUCGGCACUAUCCUUACCUUCCUGCGCGCAGGAAAGCUGCGGCUGCUGCGCGAGAUGUGCGCGCUGUCGUUCCAGGAGGAGCUGCUCUACUGGGGCAUCGCGGAGGACCACCUCGAUGGCUGCUGCAAGCGCCGCUACCUGCAGAAGAUCGAGGAGUUCGCCGAGAUGGUGGAGCGCGAGGAUGAGGAAGACCUGCUGGACAGCGAGGCCCGCGACAGCGAGGGCCCCACCGCGACUGCCGGUGAGGGCCGCCUGGGCCGCUGCAUGCGGAGACUGCGCGACAUGGUGGAGAGGCCACACUCGGGGCUGCCGGGCAAGGUGUUUGCCUGCCUGUCGGUGCUCUUCGUCACCGUCACCGCGGUCAACCUCUCGGUCAGCACCUUGCCCAGCCUGAGGGAGGAGGAGGAGCAGGGCCAGUGUUCCCAGAUGUGCUACAAUGUCUUCAUUGUGGAGUCGGUGUGCGUGGGCUGGUUUUCCCUGGAGUUCCUCCUGCGCUUUACCCAGGCACCAAGCAAGUUCGCCUUUCUGCGGAGUCCGCUGACGCUCAUCGACCUGGUGGCCAUCCUGCCCUACUACGUCACCCUGCUGGUGGACGGCGCAGCCUCAGGCCGCCGCAAGCCUGGCUCAGGCAACAGCUACCUGGACAAGGUGGGGCUGGUGCUGCGCGUGCUGCGGGCACUGCGCAUCCUCUAUGUGAUGCGCCUGGCCCGCCACUCGCUGGGGCUGCAGACGCUGGGGCUCACGGCUCGCCGGUGCACCCGCGAGUUCGGCCUGCUGCUGCUCUUCUUGUGCGUGGCCAUCGCCCUCUUCGCCCCACUCCUCUACGUCAUCGAGAACGAGAUGGCAGACAGCCCCGAGUUCACCAGCAUUCCUGCCUGCUACUGGUGGGCCGUCAUCACCAUGACGACUGUGGGCUAUGGAGACAUGGUGCCCCGGAGCACCCCCGGCCAGGUGGUGGCGCUGAGCAGCAUCCUCAGCGGCAUCCUGCUCAUGGCCUUCCCCGUCACCUCCAUCUUCCACACCUUCUCCCGCUCCUACCUGGAGCUUAAGCAGGAGCAGGAGCGGGUGAUGUUCCGCAGAGCCCAGUUCCUGAUCAAAACCAAGUCGCAGCUGAGCGGCAUAUCCCAGGACAGUGACAUCUUGUUUGGAAGUGCCUCCUCGGACACCAGAGACAACAGCUGAACCCAAAGGACGCCCCCACCCUGCCUGCCAUCCGCAGCUUGACGCUACUGCCAUCUGCCAUGGGAGACUCCAAAGGGACAAGCUGCUUCUGAGCACGGCCCUGAGCCACCCCAGGAGGGACAUCUGCCGCACCAUCACGGAGGUCCAGAAGGGAAAGGCUAGCUGGGCCGGUGCUGGCCAGUCUCUGCAGCUUUUCUUACCCCCCCCCCCAGCCCCAUGUCCAUCCUGCCCAGUAAGGCGAGGGCUCAUGCUGCUGGUGUGUAAAUAGUCAUCCACGGGAGCCGGCCUGAUGGAGCUGCUUGGAGAGAAAUACAAGCGCCUGUCUGUCUUUUGGAUGGCUCACGUUCUGGAGAAGCGGGGGCAGGUGAAGGAGGAAGAGAAACACCUUCCAUGCACGGGAACUCUUAAGAGAGCCGCGGAGGGUUUGUUGCUCUUAGGUUGGAAGAAGAGCGCAACAACAGACCUUUAAGAAACUGCCAGUAAAUUACGCUUUCCCUCUCUUUCAUCUCCUUCAUUCUCUGGGUUUUUCCCUCUUCCCUGUCAGCCUUUUUCCUUCUUUCCUGUCCUCUGUUCUCCCUUACAUCCCAAGGCCUGUUUCUCACAGCUUUGCCCAAGGCACCCUGGGGAGUUGGGUGGACGCCAAAGAGCCCCUCAGCAGUGCUAACUUCAACGAUAAAACCACUUCAUUAUAUCUCU
Molecule: messenger RNA, 2541 nt
Organism: Octodon degus (degu)
Lineage: Eukaryota; Metazoa; Chordata; Mammalia; Rodentia; Octodontidae
Gene: Kcng1
Product: potassium voltage-gated channel modifier subfamily G member 1
Exons: 3
Coding region: 292-1845 (517 amino acids)
Biological process (GO): potassium ion transmembrane transport; regulation of delayed rectifier potassium channel activity; protein homooligomerization
Cellular component (GO): voltage-gated potassium channel complex; membrane
Molecular function (GO): delayed rectifier potassium channel activity; protein binding
Source: RefSeq, a predicted model, not a curated record